GCGCAAUGCUAUCGCGCACAGAGUAUUUAUUAGUGCUUGAUCCUCAGUACUAUCUGACUUCAGCUAGUAUUCACUUGUCUGCUGGACAUUUUAUUUUUAUUAUAAGUUAUUAUAAUGGCUGGUCGUAAAAGACCUUAUGUGUGUGGUAACUUCCUUCCUAAGUUAAAUAUCGAUUACACAAAGAAGAAGUCUCCUAAAGAAAAGAGAGUCAGGGAUGAUAAGGAUGCAGUUCUCGACAUGCUGUUUGCAGCAUUUGAAAAACAUCAGUAUUACAACAUCAAGGACUUGCAAAUGAUCACAAGGCAACCUAUGGUAUAUCUGAAAGAGAUAUUGAAGGAAAUAUGUAAUUACAACUACACGAAUCCUCACAAGAACAUGUGGGAAUUAAAGCCUGAAUACCGCCAUUACAAGUUAGAGCAGGCUGCGGAAACUAAGGAGGAAAAGAACAGCUCUGAUAGUGACUAGAUCAGAGUCUGAUUACCUAGAGAGUGCUCUAGGCAAGCACCUUAUACGCGCCUCAAAUCAACCAAUCAACAAAAAAAAGGUUUAAUACGAACAAGGUAUAAAAUAUUGACUGUUGAAUAUGUACAAAAUUGUUGAAAUAUUUGGUUUUUUAUUAGGUAUUUCAUAGUAUUUCAAAUCAUAGAAGCAUGUAGUACCUAUAGUAAAAUAUUUUGUCUGUUUGUGUGGUUUAUGUCAACCUUCGUGUCUGCCUACAUCUAUAAAAUGUAUUUAAUGUUUCAUUAUGAAAUUACAUGUGUUAUCAGUGUUAUAAAA
Messenger RNA from Spodoptera frugiperda (fall armyworm), 777 nucleotides. RefSeq names its product general transcription factor IIF subunit 2-like. Gene Ontology annotation, cellular component: transcription factor TFIIF complex. The transcript has 3 exons. The coding region runs from base 115 to 465 and encodes 116 amino acids. The record is from RefSeq and is a predicted model, not a curated record. Lineage: Eukaryota; Metazoa; Arthropoda; Insecta; Lepidoptera; Noctuidae. Gene Ontology annotation, biological process: transcription initiation at RNA polymerase II promoter; transcription by RNA polymerase II.